Molecule: messenger RNA, 3494 nt
Organism: Osmerus eperlanus (European smelt)
Lineage: Eukaryota; Metazoa; Chordata; Actinopteri; Osmeriformes; Osmeridae
Product: ankyrin repeat and SAM domain-containing protein 6-like
Exons: 18
Coding region: 358-3177 (939 amino acids)
Biological process (GO): innate immune response
Cellular component (GO): nucleus; cytoplasm
Molecular function (GO): protein binding
Source: RefSeq, a predicted model, not a curated record
UGGUUAGAGUAGAGUACGUUCGAUUAUGAAUACCAGGGCCACUCUCCAGCACGUCAUUGAUGACUUCUAACUUCACAUCGUCUGUCCCAGACAGUUUUCAGAUUGGAUAACAUCGGGGCGAACAUGGAUUACUUCAGCAACCAAAAGUACAAAAUUGUGUAGAAAAAGUGUGAACAUUGUAUCAGCUCGAUUUAGGUAGUGCAGGCUUGACACUUAUACAAUUGCCUUUGAUGAGAAAAGUUUAGAUUUAACUCACUUUCGUGCGUCAUGAUUUCCAAACACAGCCAUCGAUAGACUGCGAAAAGAGGGGGAACAAAAGUUUUCGGACAAAAGAGUUAGAGAUUACAAUUAGUUCAGAUGAAUUUCGGCGUUCCUGCAAACUCUUUGCUACUAUUCCGUGCCUGCGAUGAAGGAGAUUACGAGACUGCCCGUGGGGUUCUGGAGCCGGGAACGAAGGAGUCGGGGCGGCAGAGCAGGCUGCGGUCAGAAGUGGGAUCCGAGUGCAAUGUUGUGGACGUCACCCGCGGUAUCUCCCUUGUGCCCGUGGAUAGCACCGACGAACAGAGCAACACAGCGCUUCAGUUCGCCUCCGCGAGCGGACACGAGAACCUGGUUCGGUUUCUUCUCAGGAAGGGGGCUUCGGUAGACAGUCGGAACAACUAUGGCUGGACCCCGCUUAUGCAGGCUGCGAGGUUUGGUCACCUGAGCGUUGCCCACAUCCUGUUAGAGAACGGUGCAGAGGUAAACGGCAGAAACCGCCUCGGCGCCAGCGUUCUGUCCAUGGCGGCCCGCGGAGGCCACACCCACGUGGCCAAGCUCCUCCUCGAGGGUGGAGCCUAUGUUGAUGACUAUGACCACCUGGCCAUGGUCGAUGAUGUCUCCAAUGGCAACAACAACAACAGCUGCAGUGGCGACGGGUUUGUGGCGAGCGAGGGGUGUGGUCUGGAAGGGGGCAUCGGUGGGGGAGGGGGGCGAGAGUUCAUGGACGUCACAGCGCUCCUAGUGGCCUCACUGCAGGGACAGGAGCCGAUGGUCCGUCUGCUGAUGGAGUGGGGGUCGGAGGUCAACUUUUCCCAGAAGACCACGGGCUGGGGAGCCCUUAUGCUAGCCACGCUCAGCGGGAAGGUGAGCGUGGCCCAGCAGUUGGUUGAGCGAGGGGCAGACCCAGACCAGAUCAAUGUCCUAUCAAAGACGGCGUUUGAGCUAGCGCUGCAACUGAAACAGAAAGAGGUGAAGAACUAUCUGGACUCCAUCACCACCGUACGACCCCAAACUGAUGAUGAGAAGAGACGUCCUGAUGUGUUCAGUGCUCUGAAGCUGGGUAACUCCCAGCUGGUGAAAGAAAUCCUAGAGGAGGACCCCACCCAGGUGAAUAUAGCCAAUCAGGAUGGAGCAUCUCCUCUGAUGAUGGCAUCCGUAAGCGGCCAAUUAGAGGUGGUCCAGCUGCUAGUGGAGAAGAACGCUGACAUAGACAAACAAGAUGGGGUCCAUGGCUGGACGGCCCUGAUGCAAGCCACAUACCAUGGGAACAAGGAUGUGGUGAAGUACCUUCUGAGCCAGAAAGCAGACGUCAACCUGAAAGCCAAGAACGGAUACACAGCCUUCGACCUGGUCAUGCUGCUCAACGACCCAGACACAGAGCUGGUGCGCCUGCUUGCCUCGGUGUGUAUGCUGGUGGACAAGGACAAGGCUAAGGCCAAAGGACGACCACGCCUCACACGCUCCCAGAGCCGCCAUUCCCUCAGCACCCUCCCACUGCCCCCAGACGACAGGGGGGGACUCAAGUCCUGGUGGAACAGGAUGUCCAACAGGUUCCGCCGUUUGAAACUGACCCAUACACUGAGGCACGGCUUCUCGUCCAAUCGACUUGCUCCAUUCCCUGACGCAGAUGCUUCGCUGGAUGCCACCAUGAAGGCAGACAGGAAGUCAGACAGGAAGUGUGUUGUUUCUAACGGAACAGCGAUGGCACCUACUGCUGCCGUGGGGGGCAACGACAUCAGCACAGCCUGGACGGCCAAAAGCAAGGAUAGCGGUCUGGGCAGAACGGCCUCUGAAAAGAAUGACACUCUCAUUUUCACCAUGUUAAGAAGCGGGGCCCCCCUGACUCGGCUGCCCAAUGACAAGCUGAAGGCGGUGAUCCCCCCCUUCCUGCCCCCCUCCAACUUCGAGCCCUGGAACUCAGACCGCUCGCGGGUCCUGAAGGGGGGCAGGAGCGAUGCCUCUCGUCUCAGCAUGCCGGCCAGGCCCGGCAAGGCCCCCUUCAACAGCGGCGGCAGCUCCGACAUAACCUCCAUCAGCCGUGUGGUGAACAGGUCCAUCAAGUUCCCCAGCAUCUCCAAAGGCCCGUCCUCCUCCUCCCCCUCCAACUCUGGCCACUACCACUCCCCUCACUCCUCAGGGGGCUCCAACGGGCUGGCGGGGGUCAACCGCCAUGGGUCUGACUCACACAACCGCUCAGGGGGGAGUGCAGACAGCGUACUCUCUCAGAUUGCUGCCCAGAGGAAGAGAGCAGCUGGAUUGUUGGAUCCAAAGACCCAGACAUCGGAAAUGACUAGCCAGGCCCAGGCUCCAGUUCCAGGCCCCAGCAUGGCUGAGCUCAGCCUGCCUGAUGUCCACAGCACCCCCAGCCUGGUGGCCAAUGACGUCCACUCUAGACGAAAGAUGGAUCUGAAGAAGAGGCCUCAAUCUGGGAAUUCCUCCACAUCUAAGAGCACCUCCCCCACCCUCACUCCCUCUCCAUCCCCCACCCCCAAACCCCCGGUGGGAGACUCCCUCUCCUCCGCCUCCUCCCACCCUCGCUCCAAGAGCAGUGGAGGCUCCAGCAGCGGCACCAUCACUGAUGAAGAUGAGCUGUCCAGCAUUCUGAAGAAACUCUCUCUGGAAAAGUACCAGCCCAUAUUUGAGGAACAGGAGGUGGACAUGGAGGCCUUCCUGACCCUGACCGAUGGGGACCUGAAGGAGCUGGGCAUCAAGACUGAUGGCCCCCGGCAGCAGAUAUUGGCAGCCAUCUCUGAACUCAACGCUGGCAAGGGCAGAGAGAGGCAGAUCCUACAGGAGACUAUCCAUAACUUCCAGUCCUCAUUUGGUAGCAGUGCCAGCAACCCCAGACCUCCUGGACAUCCACGCUCUCCUACUGGCUGGGUCAGACACCAGGUCAGAUCCUCCAACAAAAGGUAGCGGCAACACUCUCAGCUAUACUGUUGGUCAACCAAUCACAGACCCGGACCCUGAAGGUCAGAGGUCUCUUUCGGGGCCAGGGGCUGAACCUCGCCCCAUGCCCCUCCUGGACGCAAGUGCCCCAGAGCACCCCUAGUGGUGUGGGAGGACACUGCAGCAGAGGACAGACAGAUAUGCGUGGCCAUCUUUGUUCAGAUGGAGGGAUGGAGAGAGGAGGGAUAUGAGAUGGUGGGAACAGAGAAUUGGAGAUGAGACAGGUGAAGGAAGACUGAGAAGGGGAAAAGCAAGAUGGUGAGAGUGAAGAAGAGAAGUAGACC